AUGUCAGAAUUACCGUCUCUUCCUCCCAUCUCUGAAUUAAAUUUGCAAGAUUACAAUACGUUUAAUUCAUCAAUAAAUAUUUUAUUUGAACCUUCACCACCUCUCGCAAUUAUUCUCUAUACUUUUCGCCCUUUUGAAUCGUACACUUCUUUAAUUUCAACUGCAACUAAAAUAAUUUUUGAAAAUGGUUCGUUAACUUACAAACAAAAACUUGAAAUUAUUAAUGCUCACCCACGUUUAGGUGAAAAUAAAAAAAAAUUAUCAGCGAUGAGUUUAAAAGAACAAGGAUAUUCUAAAACAUCAUCUAAUGAGUUAAAAGAAGUAAAUGAAAAAACUUCUAAUGUUUUAGAUGAAGUAGUAAAUAAAAAAUUACGAGAAUUAAAUGAAGUGUAUGAACAAAAAUAUGGAUUCAAAUUUGUCAUAUUUGUUAAUGACAGAACAAGAGAAGAAAUCAUACCUAUUCUAGAGGAAAAAAUAAAAAAUGGUAAUAAGGAAGAUGAAUUAAAUAGAGGUUUAGAAGACAUGAUGAAGAUUGCAUUUGAUAGAUUGAAGAAAUUAAAUUUAGAAGACAUAAUGAAUAUUACAUUCGAAGAAAUUAAAUAG
Diversispora eburnea is the source of this 603-nucleotide messenger RNA. Lineage: Eukaryota; Fungi; Glomeromycota; Glomeromycetes; Diversisporales; Diversisporaceae. The record is from the annotation of a GenBank genome assembly.